Clarias gariepinus (North African catfish) is the source of this 1770-nucleotide messenger RNA. RefSeq names its product abhydrolase domain containing 4, N-acyl phospholipase B (gene abhd4). The transcript has 8 exons. NCBI's taxonomy places the organism in Eukaryota, Metazoa, Chordata, Actinopteri, Siluriformes, Clariidae. Gene Ontology annotation, cellular component: lipid droplet. The coding region runs from base 207 to 1286 and encodes 359 amino acids. Gene Ontology annotation, molecular function: phosphatidylcholine lysophospholipase A1 activity. The record is from RefSeq and is a predicted model, not a curated record.
UCCUAUAGUCAGCUGAGUGUUAAAUGUCCCGGUUACGUAACAAGAACGAGUGAAGUUAUGAGAGGACCGCGAUAACGCUUUGUUCCUGUCAUUCUCAGCAAGGGAAUUAUAUAAGGAUAUAUAUAUAAAGAGAGAGAGACUAACAAGACUAUCGUUUAUUAUUUUGGUAAUGUUCCUAAGCAAUAAUUGGACCUCUGACAUCCAGAAUGCAAGACGAGAAUGAAUUAGAGCCAAACUCUGGAAAUUGGUCCUGGUGGCCGUCCUGGCGUCCAACAUCCAUGUCUUUGCUAAAGAGUGCAGAAGCUAAAAUUCUUGCCUGUGUUAAAAAUGAAGUGUGGUCCCGAUUUAUCACGUUGCCGAAUCAAAACAAAAUUUGGACCCUGAUGGUGAGCAACAAGACAUCACGCCAACGUUCAGACCAAGCUUCUCGGAUUCCUCUUGUGAUGGUCCAUGGCUUUGGAGGGGGAGUCGGGCUCUGGGUCCGAAAUCUGGACGCACUAAGCCACUCACGUCCUGUGUAUGCCUUCGAUCUGCUUGGUUUCGGGCGCAGCUCUCGUCCUGCUUUCUCCGACGACGCCACGUUAGCCGAAGAGCAGUUCGUCGACUCCAUUGAACAGUGGAGACAGAGCCUGGGACUGGAGCGCAUGAUCCUAUUGGGCCACAGCCUUGGAGGUUACCUAGCAACGUCAUAUUCUAUCCAGUAUCCUGAGAGAGUCGACCACCUCAUUCUAGUGGAUCCCUGGGGCUUCCCAGAGAAACCACAGCAUCAGCAAGAAGAUUCAUCAAGUCAGGUUUCGGAGGUCAAGAGACCGGUACCGCCCCGCUGGGUGAAAGCAGUCGCAUCCGUCCUAAGUUACUUCAACCCUCUGGCUGUCAUCAGAGUAGCAGGACCAUUGGGUCCAGAGCUGGUAAAUAGAUUCCGACCUGAUUUCAAGCGCAAGUUUGAGGAUCUUUUUGAUGAUAACACUAUUACGGAGUAUCUCUAUCACUGUAACGCACAAACACCCAGUGGUGAGGUGGGAUUUAGAGCCAUGUCUGGGUCCCUUGGCUGGGCAAAGAAGCCAAUGAUACAUCGAGUGAACCUGCUGCCAUCCGCGAUGCCUGUCACCAUGGUGUACGGUGAACGUUCCUGGGUGGACAGUUCCACCGGCACCCAUGUUGCCCAAAUCAGAGGCCAGAGCCCCACGCAGGUGGUGAUGAUUGAUGAUGCCUCUCAUCACGUGUACUCAGACCAGCCCGAGGAGUUCAACCAAGUGGUAGAGGACAUCUGCAGUACUGUUCGCUGAAUGCUGUGCUGAAUGCUGUCACAAUGAAAUGAUGGACAAUGUGUGCGUGUGGAAGUGUUUCUUAAAUUUUGUAUCUGUCAGAAUGAGGUUUUUUAAUCUCAAGCUUUGAUUAGCUCCAUGUUUGGGAGGCCUUGAUUUGUACAACUCUGACUACUGAUUUGCAAAGCAUAAAAUCCCAGCUUCAAUGUGUUGUGUGCUUACGAUUACUUUUGAUAAUAAAAUACCUCAAGCUUAUUCCAGAUGAUAAUGUUGCUAACUAUGAAUAAUGAUGAUAGUGCCAUAUUUGUCUUCUUAUUUGUAACAUUAGAAGACAACUAAAUUACUAAAUCUAUAUAAGAAACAUUUUACCAAAUGUUUGGUUAUGUUUGUAUUUAUUUAGAGACAGUAUCUUAUAAAAAUAAUGUUUAAUAAUCCUUAAUUAUAUUUUAUUUUAUGUUAUAACAUGCAAUGGGAAAAAAUACAGUUUGUGGGUUUUACCAACCUA